Messenger RNA from Tinamus guttatus (white-throated tinamou), 2171 nucleotides. The record is from RefSeq and is a predicted model, not a curated record. NCBI's taxonomy places the organism in Eukaryota, Metazoa, Chordata, Aves, Tinamiformes, Tinamidae.
AUGGUAGAAGAGUUGGACUUCCGCUACAGUAUGCAUAAUGCAUUAAAGAGGAAAGUCUCAUACCUCUCAAUGGAAGAGUGCUGUGACAAGGGUGUUGAGUGGGCAAAUAAAAACAGAAGAUGUGCUUCUCUACCAUUAACGUCCGAGUCCAGAGAAUGCAGCAUGACUCAGGUGCAGUGCUGCCGCAGCAAGUUGGAGGAGCGCUACUGCUCAGACGGGAUUGAAUUUGCCAACGUGCAUGAAGAGUGUGACUCGCAUAUUAGUGAAAAUUCUACCUGUGAAGCUGAGUACUUCAAGAAAUGUUGUUACUGUUGUUUGCUGGGAAAGACUGCUCAAGUUCAGGGACAGAGCUGUGAACCAAACCUGAAGAUAGGAUACCAGUGUGGAAUUGUAUUCAGAGCUUGCUGUGUGAAGGGUCAAGAAGGCACUGAUGUGUCCAUCAUUGAUGAUGCUCCUAAAAAGGAUGAAGCUGAAAUUUCAAAGGAGGAACUAGACCAAGAAGAUCCUUAUCUGCAUGAUGGCUGCAGAGGUGGAGGUCCCUGCUCUCAGCAGUGCAGAGAUACAGGAUCCAGUUAUGUCUGCUCCUGCUUUGUUGGGUAUCAGCUUCAACCAGAUGGUGUCAACUGUGAAGAUAUUAAUGAAUGUAUAACUGGAGCACAUAGCUGCGGGAUUGGGCAAACUUGUGUCAAUACACUAGGAUCCUUUCGCUGUCAACGUGACACGAGCUGCGGAACUGGCUAUGAGCUGACUGAUGACAGUCGUUGCAAAGAUAUUGACGAAUGUGAGACUGGUACUCAUAACUGCCCCCCCGAUUUUAUCUGUCAGAAUACUCCAGGAUCUUUCCGUUGCCGACCCAAGCUACAGUGCAUGAAUGGGUUUAUACAAGAUGCGCUAGGCAACUGUAUCGAUAUCAACGAGUGCCUGAGCACCAACAUGCCAUGCCCAGCUGGGCAGGUAUGUAUUAACACUGAUGGCUCAUACACCUGCCAGAGAAUCUCACCUAGUUGUGGCCGAGGUUAUCAUCUCAAUGAAGAUGGAACAAGAUGCGUAGAUGUGGAUGAGUGCUCAUCCUCUAUUCAGCCAUGUGGAGAAGGACAUGUUUGUAUAAAUGCCCCAGGCAAUUACCGCUGUGAGUGCAAAGCUGGCUAUUCCUUUGAUGUCAUCAGUAGGACUUGUAUCGAUAUCAAUGAAUGCAGACGCUAUCCAGGCCGACUUUGUGCACACAAAUGUGAGAAUACCCCUGGUUCCUACUACUGCACUUGUACCAUGGGAUUCAAACUUUCAACUGAUGGCAGGUCAUGUGAAGAUUUAAAUGAAUGUGAGAGCAGCCCUUGUAGCCAAGAGUGCGCCAAUGUGUAUGGCUCCUAUCAAUGUUAUUGCCGCCGCGGCUUUCAACUUAGUGACAUUGAUGGGAUCUCAUGUGAAGAUAUUGAUGAAUGUGCAUUACCUACUGGGGGGCAUAUCUGUUCCUUUCGAUGUAUUAAUAUCCCUGGGAGCUUUCAAUGUACUUGUCCUUCCACUGGUUACAGGCUGGCACCCAAUGCGCGCAACUGCCAAGAUAUUGAUGAGUGUGUCGCAGAAACCCACAACUGUUCGUUCAAUGAGACCUGCUUUAACAUCCAGGGAGGCUUUCGCUGCCUGUCUUUGGAAUGCCCAGAAAACUACCGAAAAUCAGGAGACACUGUCAGACUUGAAAAGACAGAUACUAUCCGUUGCAUUAAGUCUUGUCGACCAAAUGAUGUCAACUGUGUGUUGGAUCCUGUCCAUACAAUUUCACACACUGUCAUUUCACUACCCACGUUCAGGGAGUUUACAAGACCUGAAGAGAUCAUUUUUCUUCGUGCCAUCACACCUACGUAUCCAGCCAAUCAGGCAGAUAUCAUAUUUGACAUAACAGAAGGAAACUUAAGAGAUUCCUUUGAUAUCAUCAAGCGUUACAUGGAUGGUAUGACAGUGGGAGUGGUCCGCCAGGUGAGGCCCAUCGUCGGACCUUUCCACGCCAUCCUGAAGCUGGAGAUGAACUACGUCAUGGGGGGAGUGGUGUCUCAUCGCAACAUCGUCAACGUUCACAUCUUCGUCUCCGAGUACUGGUUCUAAGAGAGCUCUCAAAACUCCUGAGAAGGAAGCCGCUCCACACAAUUUCCACAAACUAUUAUGCCAUAUACUUGUUU